AUCGGCCUCUUUGUCUGCGGCGCGUGCGUCCUCAUCAGCGCCAAGUUCUGCCUCAUGUGCGCUUCUUUGGCGCGCCAGCAGAUCCCGCAGGCCUUUGUGCUGGCCAUCAUGCUGUCCGCCGACUGGGUCAGCUGCCUGCACGUCAUGAGCCUGGUCGAGGACCGGGUCAAGAGGCGUCUGCUGCUGGCGCUGCUCGCCGUUGCGGGCCUCGUGCAGCUGCGCGCGACCCUGGGGCGCCUGCACCUGAAGCCGAGGUGGAGCCGCUACCUGAUGCAGAGACGCGCCUCCCGUGCCGCUGGCCGAGCCGGGGCAGCAGACCUGGGG
Messenger RNA from Prorocentrum cordatum, 324 nucleotides. NCBI's taxonomy places the organism in Eukaryota, Dinophyceae, Prorocentrales, Prorocentraceae. The record is from the annotation of a GenBank genome assembly.